Molecule: messenger RNA, 1368 nt
Organism: Heterobilharzia americana
Lineage: Eukaryota; Metazoa; Platyhelminthes; Trematoda; Strigeidida; Schistosomatidae
Source: the annotation of a GenBank genome assembly
AUGGUGGUAAUAUCUGAAGUGGAACUUUGCGUAUUGACACAUAAUCGUAAUUUUUGGUAUCAAAUCUUCAGUCCACACUAUGAAUGGCUUGAAAAAAUUUUAUUCGCUUCUAUUAAAACAUUCAUCGUUGAUAUGAACAGUUUACAACCGAACCAAUACACGAAAAGAACUAGUGAGAUGAAUGAUAAAGGAAUCCAUAUGAAAGAGGAUGUCAACUAUUCUCAUGAUAAUAAACAUCUAGAGUUUGAUUUACCGUCAUUACUUGCUUCAGGAAAAUUUUUCAUUGAUGAAUUAGGCUUUCUUGUUGCACCAAAUGGUACACGUUUUCGUAUACCUUCAGGUCCUCCAGAAGGUCGUAAACCUUUGAGAUUAGAUAAAACUCGAUCAAACAAAGAAUUUUUAAAAAAUAACUUAAAUUCUUCAACAAAAUUCAUACAUAAAUCAUAUCAAACAGCUCAUAUAGAACUACAAGAUGGUAACAAACCGAUAAACAAUGGAAUAAAGCGACAAGAGUUAAAUUUUAAUAAUUCUUUUCUAAACAGAGAAAAUCAUAAUCUUUCAAGAUUAUUACUAUCAUCGAAUAGUGAAUUUACAAAAACAUCAUUCAGUACACUAACAACAACAACAUCAUCAUCAAGACUUGAAACAAUAGCAUCAAAUAAUUCUUCGCUUUAUAAUCUAAUCAAUAACAAUCAUUUUCCUUCAGAUAUUUUACAUUCUGUUGACUGGAAUGUCAUUUUAUUGACAUUAAUUAUCAGUUCAAUCUCUUUAGUUUGUAAUACAGUACUGAUUGUUUUAUUAUCAUGGAGAAUAAGUCAUUAUAAGAAGUGGAAGAAAGAGAAAUAUUCAUUAAAUAUUCUAUAUGAUAAUAAUAAUAAUAAUAAUAAUAGUAAUGAGAAUGAAAAGGUGCCAAUGUAUACUGAAUCAACAUGUACAGAUCGAUCACCGAGUAAUCUACCAACGUGUGAAUGUAUACUUGAUCGUAUACAUUAUCCAUGUAUACAUAAAAAAUCAUUUUAUUCAAAGAAUGAUAACUUAAAGUAUAAAGUUGGCAAAUUAUCAAAUUCUUGGUGUUAUACAAAUCAACCAUGUGAACUAUUAUCUCAAGUAUAUCAUCAUAACAAUAAAAGGUGUGUACAUAAUAUACAUCAAUUAUUAUGUAAUAAUAGUAAUAAUAAUAAUAAUGAUAAUAAUAAUGUUUAUACUUCAACACAAAAAUGUCAAUAUAAAAUAAUGAAUGAUAAUAAUUGGCAUAUAAUUUCUAAUGAUACAAAUAAUGACAAUGAAGAUGAUUCAGAUGAAUCGAAAGCAAACUCUGAGAUACUUUUUACACCACAAAUAAAUAAAUGUAAAGAAAAUAUUUACUAA